GCAUCCACGUAAGCAGAAUCAACGCAUAGCUCCACGUGGACUGAUAUCAUUAAGCGAAUUUAAUCGGUCGCUUGUUGGGUCCCCCGUCGGUCACAUCCACCGCGAACAGUUGGACCGAACUGUAUAUUUGUGGAUCUGCGAUCAGAUCGUUUUGCAUCAACGCGCGACGUAAAUCUUAUCACCGCCAUGGCAGCUCCGUUUUUCUCUACUCCCUUUCAGCCUUAUGUCUAUCAGAGUCAAGAAGAUACAGUUACACCUUUCCAAAUUCUGGGUGGUGAAGCACAGGUUGUUCAGAUUAUGUUAAAACCACAGGAGAAGGUCAUUGCUAAGCCUGGUUCAAUGUGCUACAUGUCUGGCUCCAUUGGGAUGGAGAAUACUUAUACCCCUGAACAAGAAGUUGGUGUUGUACAGUGGGUUUUAGGCAAGAGUGUUAACAGUGUGCUUCUUCGCAACACCGGCCAAACCGAUGGUUUUGUCGGUAUCGCUGCACCUUCUUUGGCAAGGAUUCUUCCAAUGGAUCUGGCAAUGUUUGGUGGGGACAUCCUUUGCCAGCCAGAUGCAUUUCUCUGUUCCGUCCAUGAUGUGAAAGUGGUAAACUCUGUUUACCAGAGACAUAGAGCUAGAAACAUUGCUGCGGCUGGCGCUGAGGUGUUUCUGAGACAAAGGCUAUCUGGCCAGGGUCUUGCUUUUAUUACUGCCGGUGGCUCUGUUGUACAGAAAAACCUGGAGGUGGGAGAAGUUCUCACCAUUGACGUUUCUUGCAUUGCCGCUCUCACUCCCCCCAUCAAUUUCAGAAUCAACUACCAUGCUGCACCUGUAAGACGGGCAGUGUUCGGGGGUGAUAACGUAGUAACAGCGACGCUGACGGGACCAGGCAUUGUGUUCAUCCAAAGCUUACCGUUCCAUCGACUCUCCCAGCGAAUCGCAAGGUCGGUGACUUCCCCAAACAUGAGGGAAAAUCCACGAUUUUUAGUUCAAAUAGGAUUAUUCUUGUUCCUUGCGUACGUUGUAAUUGCAUCUUCUUUGAUCCUUACCGAAAUGUGAAACAUAGACUUCCUUUGCUUUUCUUUUUUUCCUGCUAGUGUUGUUGCAGUAGAUUGGACAUGUAAUACAUACUUUUAAAAGCUUGUUUAGUGGAUGUCUGAAGCAAACAAA
This is a messenger RNA of Brassica napus (rape), 1155 nucleotides long. RefSeq lists its product as uncharacterized. The transcript is spliced from 10 exons. Bases 187 to 1044 code for a protein of 285 amino acids. Lineage: Eukaryota; Viridiplantae; Streptophyta; Magnoliopsida; Brassicales; Brassicaceae. The record is from RefSeq and is a predicted model, not a curated record.